This is a messenger RNA of Salvelinus sp. IW2-2015, 974 nucleotides long. The record is from RefSeq and is a predicted model, not a curated record. NCBI's taxonomy places the organism in Eukaryota, Metazoa, Chordata, Actinopteri, Salmoniformes, Salmonidae.
UUGCAUUUUGUCUAGUUCAGGUCGAUCYGUGGAGGAGGUGGUCUGGAAAAUGGCUGACGGAGUUGAUCACAUCGACAUCUACGCCGAUGUUGAAGAGGAUUUCAACCAGGAAUCAGACUACCCUGCCCAUGACCAGAUAGACUUGUAUGACGAUGUUAUCUCUCCUUCGGCAAAUAAUAACGGAGACGCACCUGAGGACCGGGACUACCUGGACAACCUACCCCCACCUGCUGGCUCCGAGGGGAACAAGAGCACCCCGCCCAACGUAGUUUACACGUACACUGGCAAGAGGAURGCCCUGUACAUAGGCAAUCUCACAUGGUGGACAACAGACGAAGAUUUGACAGACGCRAUUGGAUCAAUAGGCAUUAAGGAUCUGCUGGAGAUCAAGUUCUUUGAGAACAGAGCCAACGGCCAGAGUAAAGGGUUUGCCCUGGUGUGUGUGGGCUCAGACACGUCCUCUAGGAAGCUACUGGACCUGCUGGCUAAACGGGAGCUACACGGACAGAACCCCAUUGUUACCCCCUGCAACAAGCAGUCCCUCAGCCAGUUCGAGAUGCAGUCUCGGAAAAGCCCAGGUACAUCGGGUGGGCAGAUGUCCGGCGAUGGGAAGGCGGGACCCCCCACCAUGGGCCCCCGCGGUGGCUUCCCCAUGGGCAUGGGUAGGGGCCGAGGCCGCUUCCCUGGCCCUCCUGGCCCUGGAGGAGAGCGCUUCCCUGGGCCCAUCGGACCCGGAGGGCCACCGCCACACUUCCCAGGGUCGGGGAUGAGGCCACCUGAACUCAUUAACCAUAGACACACAGAAGGCCACCUGAUGGAUAUGAUUUCAUUGCUUCCGCCGGGACGUGAUGGGAAUUGGCGACCCAGAGGCGGUAUGCAGGGCCCACCUCGACCCCCUCUUGGGCCUCUAGGUCCCCUGGCCCCCUAGGCCCCCUCCCCCAGGACAGGGCCUCCCCCCUCCCAUGCAAGGCCCC